Rotaria sp. Silwood2 is the source of this 664-nucleotide messenger RNA. The record is from the annotation of a GenBank genome assembly. Lineage: Eukaryota; Metazoa; Rotifera; Eurotatoria; Philodinida; Philodinidae.
AUGACCAAAAGACGUCGAGUGACGUAUAGUUUAGAUGCUUUUCGUGAUGCUGUUUCUGCUUAUCGUAAUAAAACUAUGUCAUCUGUUGACGCAUCAAAGAAAUUUGGUGUACCAGAAAGUACGAUUCGAAAACACAAAAACAACAUAAUUAAUCGUGUAGGAUCAGGUCGACCAUGUGCUUUAACUAUGAAUCAUGAGCAAUAUUUGGUGGUCUUAUUGAAAGAACUUCAAUCAAUUGGUGUUCGACUUACAAAAGAAACUCUAUCAAAAAUUACAGGUGAUUUCAUGAGAAUGGCCAAAAAAGGCAAUAAAGAUAUUAGUAAGUAUAUUUUCUGUACUUAGGAUAAUACUUUUUUCGCAUAUAUAGAGGGUGUGGGUGUGGGUGUGGGUGUGGGUGUGGGUGUGGGUGUGGGUGUGGAUUUUAUCGUAUCCUUACCCAUACCCACACCCACACCCACCCCCCACACUCACACCCUUCUCAAUGACCAAUUCCUUAGCUAUAGAUGGGAGUGUGGGUAUGAGGUGUGCUUGGGUGGCGUGGGUAUCGGGUGUGGAUAUGAGUAUGGUUUUAUGGUUUUUCUGAACAUAAACAGCAUCUACAUCUGUCCUAUAUUUGGAGCCUUGGUUUUGGAGUCAUAUUUUUUGACCAUGAGAAAUUGAGUUC